AUGCCGUGGCUGUUUGCGCGACGAAGCGGAAAGGCCGCCAAAUUAAAAGAGGGUCGAUCCGCUGCCGUCGCUGACAGGAGCCGGCAUGUCACCGACCAAACCAGCACCGCGAAACCCAGCGAUGGCCUGCUCACAGGGCCCAGCCAGCGCAGCCGCCGCCGCAAAAGGGCCAGUUCGCGCUCCACCGCCUCCCUGCGCCAGCUCGACAAGAAGCCGCCCGACUACCUACUGCCCCCCUCGAGUGUCGAAGACAUCACCGCCCUCCCUCUCCAACGCUGCCUCGAGAACAGCCCCCACCUGCGUCCAGUCACCCAGGAGCCCGGCGCCAUCCCAUACAACUUCCAUUCCGCCUCGCACGCGAGCCUGCCACCCUCUGCGCGCGAUCGCGGAAAACUCCAGCGGCCCCAGUCAUUGCGCAGGGAUCCUGCCCCCGACUCCUCCCUAGUCCGCCGAAAAUCCAGCAAGAAGCGAAAGGACCAUGACCACGUCCGCGAAGAGGAAAUCCGCGCCAUGAGCUUCCCAAUGCCACAGAAGCGACCCGCAGCCAACUCCGGCGGCAUGCUGCGAAGAGACAGCAAGAAGGUCAAAGGUGCACUGAACCAUCGUUUCGAGCGCCCCACCUCAAACGUAUCCCUCCCCCUCCAAGACUCGAUACACUCGUCCAUGUCUGGAAACUCGGACCUCCGCGCCUUCCGCGUGAGCGCCCUCGACAUGUUCUCGCCACGGCCCACGAUCCGGUUUUCCCUUGGCUCACAGCAUUAUGGAGAACGCACGUCGCCCAAUACCUACAGCGAGAAGACCGACUUGCGACGAGAACGAAGGCCCAUCAGCAGCGGAGACGACAAGCAGAGCAAGAGGUCGAGCAGGAUCGAUGAUCUUGCGGACACGCUUGAUGCCGGGGCACUGCGCGAGAUUUUAGAGAGAGACAAGAGGCGGAGAGAGAAAAAGGCCAAAGCCGACGACGAACGUCUCCGACGCAGGUUGGAACGACGGGCAGAGAAACAGCAUGCUGCCGAAGUGGGCGGCACACCUGCCACACCUCGCAGGGAAGCCAUGGGCGUCGUUGGCUUGGGCAUUGACAAGGCGCCGCCGACACCCAUGGAAGAUGUGCGCCCAUCAACACCACCACAGCCGCAGUGGGUGGAGACGCUUCCCGUAACUCCCAGCGGACAGGACAACACCCAGUUACCCUCCCCACUAGAUAGCCCCAUUGAGGAGCCGGUGGUAUCGGAUGCUCGAGCGAUUCGCUAUUCGCGUGGUAGCAUCAUCUCUGGGCCGGUCCACACCCGGGGGCCCUCGAAUGUCUCACAGCUACCAGAGCUAAUCUCGGAGAAACAGGCCCAGGAAACCCAUCUUGCCUUCAUAGAGCAAGCACACGAUCCCACACGAAGCGGCUCGUUGCAUCCCGUUGACACGGUCGACACCACAGCGACUUCGAAACGAGGCUCCAUGUCAGCCCGCCGGCGCAGCUCCGAAGGACGACGCAUGGGCGUCUUUGCAUCCUUCUUUCGACGAGGCAAACGCAACUCGCAAGACCAGGGACGAACCACUCCGUCGGAAAUCUCCUUCUCCAACACGUCACGCGAGUCCAUGUCUCGUCAGCCCCUUCCUGCUCAUUUGGUCGGCACUUCGCCCGCCACACCUCCCAUCCAAAUCCGAAGACCUUCUAGCGUACCGCGACGAACCAUGUCAAAGUUUAGAGAAGAUCUGCCUGAAUUUCCACUUUCACCACCCGACUCGCGCGUGCAGUCGCCAGAAGUACCCUCGACCAGCGCCAUCGCCGCGCGCCGAAGAAGUCAGGUGCCAUCGGAUCUUCGGGUCCAAUCGGUAAGCUCACAAACUGGAGCUCGCUCAGAUUCACCCGUCAGCCCAGGCGCACCGGUUGGCAACAUCAUGUCACGAUCUCUCGCUUCAGUCGACUCUGAAGGCUCAUGGCUCUCUGGAAAGCCGAUAAAGCGAGCAUCCAACCGAUCCCAAAUGCGCUUGAGCAUAGCUUCGUCGGCCGUGCAGCCCAAUCCAGACUUUAACAAUUCCUAUGAGGAGCUUGGCAUGGCUGACGAUGAAUAUUUUAAAAGGUUGACUCCACAACCAGACGAGCGACGUAGAUCCGGGCACUCGAGUGACAUACUGGGCAGGAAAGCAAGCAGCUCCUUGAUGGCACUCGAAGUCGCCGCCGAAUCCGACGAAGAGGUAGAACCUAUAGAACCUACGUCUGCUCGGAUACCAUCUGACACGCACGAGGAGCUCGUUCACACCGUUAUUGGCCGCCAACCUACCAUCAUACACCGCCAGCCUCGCGUCAAGUCUACCGAAGGUCUUUUAAGCAUGUACACUGAUGACAAACCAUCUCUUCAAGAGAACACUUCCAGAGUCUCUGGUGCAGAACCCGCCACCCCAGAGUCACCCUCAUCGGAAACCGAGCCCGUCUUGAUACAACGCGCAAAAAGCGUGGAUCUCGGGAAGCAGCACACUCGGCAUCUCAGUGCAGGCUCGGCCAAACUUUUGGAUAUCCACAAACGAUCGAGCGCAACCUCACACAGCAGAAUGUCGGAACAUGAGUAA
Molecule: messenger RNA, 2562 nt
Organism: Cucurbitaria berberidis CBS 394.84
Lineage: Eukaryota; Fungi; Ascomycota; Dothideomycetes; Pleosporales; Cucurbitariaceae
Exons: 1
Coding region: 1-2562 (853 amino acids)
Source: RefSeq, a predicted model, not a curated record